UACUUGUUUGUUUUCUCUCAGAACAAAGCAACAAUGGGGCACUUUUUCUCAGCGAAUAACCGACAGAGAGCGAUAACAACAAGGCUACAGCUUGACGAAGAGAUUGUUCUCUUUCGUCAAGAUCAACUAAUCUCGUCUUUCCUCGAGAUCGCUGUCGAUCAGACCGCCGAAACCGCAAGAUAUUGUUACAGACGACAGAUUGGAAUAUUGAUCAAGCCGUAAACCUCUUUCUCACCAACAACGCGAUGUAUCGGGAGGUUGUGGACUCGACGACAUCAGGAACUUCUGAUGAUUCAGACUCGAGAUCGUCUUUCUCGUUUCCUCCUCCUUCAUAUAUACUUCACGAGGGUUUGUUUGAAUAUGCGAAAUAUGUUUCCAUUGAAAAGAAUCUAUGGUUGGUAGUGAAUCUCCAGUCCAGGACAGAGUUAGGUUCUCAUAUACUUAAUCGAGAUGUAUGGGCGAACGACGCGGUUUCGAGAACCAUUGAGUCCCACUUCAUCGUAUGGCAGGUCUAUGAUGAUACAAACGAAGGUCAGAAAAUCUCUAGUUUCUACAAGAUCGAAGCUCCUCCUCCUGUGGUGUUUGUAAUCAAUCCCAUCACUGGCCAGAAGAUGCAUAUGUGGAGCGGCGUGAUUGAAGCUGAGAGUAUUGUCGAGGAUUUGAUGAUGUUUUGGGACGCUGGUCCUCACGAAAACAUUGCUUCUCUGACAAGGAACAGGCGCACGGAAACUGCGGAGACUUGUUUGUCAAGCUACAACUUCUAUGAAACCCCUGCUCCUUCCUGGGGUGAAGAGUUUGAAGAGGAGGAUAAUUGGUCGUCAAGAAGCAACAAUAAUCAAGUCGUGGCUCCUACUUGGGAGAAAGAACUUGAAGAACAAGACGAGUGGGAGAUUUGGUCGUCACGCAGUGACACUGAUGACUUCGUGCCUCCUUUUAUGGGGGACGAAUAUGAAGAUCCGGAUGAAGUAAAGGAGGAGGAGAUAUGUUUAGUGUUCCCGGUUUUGACAGAAGAGCCAAAAGGAGACUGUGAUCGAAGCGUUGUGUGUAGUCUCUGCGUUCGAUUUCCAGAUGGGAGAAGAAAGCAGAGGAAGUUUCUCAAGAGCGAACCGAUUCAGCUUCUUUGGUCAUUCUGUUAUUCUCACAUUGAUGAAUCUGAGAAAAAGGCAUUCAAGCUGGUGCAGGCGAUUCCCGGUGCUUCAAAGACUCUAGAUUGUGAAGCUGACGCCACGUUCGACCAAUCUGGGCUUGCUAAUUCGCUGAUCUCGGUUACUUGGGAAUGAAGCUUUCAAGGUUUAGGUUAACCUGUAACCAAAAAUAGGGGUUUGAGUUUUAUCAAAUUUGGUGUUGACUUAGUUCCUUCUUUAUUCCAUCGUAGUGCAUUGUGAAGAAAACAAGUACCUUUCUAGUA
Arabidopsis thaliana (thale cress) is the source of this 1408-nucleotide messenger RNA. Its product is annotated as structural constituent of ribosome protein. The record is from RefSeq and is marked reviewed. The transcript has a single exon. Lineage: Eukaryota; Viridiplantae; Streptophyta; Magnoliopsida; Brassicales; Brassicaceae. The coding region runs from base 246 to 1280 and encodes 344 amino acids.